AUGCCCGAAGCCGCAAACGACACGCCAAUGGAGCAAAUGGAAGAAAUCGAGGAAGUGGAGGACAGAGACUACGACCACGGCGAAGAGCUGUUGUUAGGCGGAGCAAAGAAAUUAGUGGUUCUUCCUGGGGCCUCCUCACAUGCCGCAUCGUUUCAGAUUGAGAAAGAAGACCACACCCUGGGAAAUGCUCUCCGGUACUUCGUCAACAAAAAUCCCGAUGUUGAAUUCUGUGGCUAUACCAUUCCACAUCCGUCUGAGACGAAAAUGAACAUCAGGAUCCAGACAUGGGAAGACACCAAGACGACAGCAGCAGAGGCACUCAGAAAAGGCCUGAUGGACCUAAUGGAAGCUUGCGAUAUCAUAUCGGAGGAGUUCACCGAGGCACGAGACGAAUUUGACGCCCACAAAUCAUGA
Molecule: messenger RNA, 414 nt
Organism: Rhinocladiella mackenziei CBS 650.93
Lineage: Eukaryota; Fungi; Ascomycota; Eurotiomycetes; Chaetothyriales; Herpotrichiellaceae
Exons: 4
Coding region: 1-414 (137 amino acids)
Biological process (GO): DNA-templated transcription
Cellular component (GO): RNA polymerase III complex; RNA polymerase I complex
Molecular function (GO): protein dimerization activity; DNA binding; DNA-directed RNA polymerase activity
Source: RefSeq, a predicted model, not a curated record